Molecule: messenger RNA, 1131 nt
Organism: Penaeus monodon (black tiger shrimp)
Lineage: Eukaryota; Metazoa; Arthropoda; Malacostraca; Decapoda; Penaeidae
Product: inactive hydroxysteroid dehydrogenase-like protein 1
Exons: 7
Coding region: 19-843 (274 amino acids)
Source: RefSeq, a predicted model, not a curated record
GUAAACAGUGCAGCGGCGAUGGGAGACGAUGCCCCUGAACGAGCCCUCGGGUCGGCGGAAGGUGCCCUGGCCAUCGUGGGCAUUCUCUAUUUGAGGUUGCAGGAGUUCCCAAAACCCCAAAAUAAUAUUGUCCUCUUUUCUCGCACCCAGUCAAAGCUUGAAAAAGUUGCUGCAGAAAUAAGUGAGGAAUUUGGCGUGAAGACAGAAAUUGUUCGAGCUGACUUUUCAAACGGCCAGCCCAUCUAUCAGGAUAUUUCAAAGCAUCUUCAAGACAAAGAAAUUGGCAUCCUAGUAAAUAAUGUGGGAGUAAUGCUUCCACAUCCAAUGAAAUUUGGAGAAGCAUCAGAGUUUGACAUCUGGAGUCAUGUUAAUGUCAAUGUCGCAGCGAUGCUUGCUAUGACAAAACUAGUUCUACCGGGAAUGGUGUCCCGACACAAGGGUGCCAUCAUCAACAUUGCUUCAAUUGCAGGCACACAUCCACUACCCCUUAUGGGAAUCUAUGGUGCAACAAAGGCUUUUGUUGAUGACUUCUCCCAGACACUGGAAUGGGAAUACCGCAGCUCGGGAAUCACUGUUCAGACUGUUAACCCUUCUUAUGUGUCAACCAACAUGACCAGCUUUUCAGAUCUUGUUCACAAGCAGAAUCCAGCAAUCCCAACAGCAGCAACAUUCGUGUCUCAUGCCAUUGCAACCGUAGGAUAUACUUGCCGUACAAGUGGGUACUGGAUUCAUGGAAUUACGAAACAUGCUUCGGAAAAUUUCUGCCCAAAGUGGCUCUUCAUGUUCAGCAUGUAUAUGUGGAAUCUCCUCUUGCUGCACAAUCUGAAAGAGAACAAGGAAUGAAGCAGUAAAGAACAGUGAAAAGAAUGCAGCACUUUUUAUAUUUUUCACUUUGGUAAAUUGCUCUCUUCAUUUAUAUAUUGUAUAUUUCAAAUUUUAGCCCACUUUUUUUUACUCAUCCUAGUUUUGGGAUUAUGUUGUCAGUGCAGCUUUUGUGUGAGUGUAAUAUUUGAUUUUUUUAUACAAAUCUGUUCUCUGUUAAUUUAUUAGUUAUUUAAUAUGCUAGAGUAAAUGCUUUGUUUUAUUUUAAGUGGGAUACAGUGGGUCCUCGGUUUUCAUGAUAAUCCAUUC